Messenger RNA from Metarhizium album ARSEF 1941, 753 nucleotides. Its product is annotated as succinate dehydrogenase cytochrome b subunit. The record is from RefSeq and is a predicted model, not a curated record. Bases 1 to 753 code for a protein of 250 amino acids. Lineage: Eukaryota; Fungi; Ascomycota; Sordariomycetes; Hypocreales; Clavicipitaceae. Gene Ontology annotation, biological process: mitochondrial electron transport, succinate to ubiquinone; tricarboxylic acid cycle. The transcript has 3 exons. Gene Ontology annotation, molecular function: electron transfer activity; succinate dehydrogenase activity. Gene Ontology annotation, cellular component: membrane.
AUGAGGAAUUGGCGCGGCCUGAUUGGCGCCUUGGACCGAGGAGCCGAGCUUGAAUCCCGCAACAGCAGCGGCAGCGGCAGCGGCAGCUCUCGCACGACCAACAACCCGUCAUUCUCACGGAAACGCCCACCAUUCGGAACCGACACCAUGAUCGCUCAGCGGGUUGGCGUGGCCGCCCUGCGCAGAGCAGCAGGAGCAGGAGCAGGAGCAGGAGCGUGGGCGCGGCCCUUUGUCCUCGCCCCCUUGCCCAAGGCGGGAGCGGGAGCGGGAGCGGGAGCCAUGGCCGCCGGCACGCAGGCGCAGGCCCGCGCCGUGGCGACGGCCAAAGUGUCCCAGGACGACGGGCACCGGAUCCUCGUCGAGCAGCGGCUGCGGCGGCCUGUCUCGCCCAACCUGGGCAUCUACAAGAUUGAGCAGACGUGGCUGGGCCACUCGGCGUGGACGCGCAUCACGGGGUGCGCGCUCUCGGGCGCCGCGUACGUCUACUUCGGCGCGUACCUGGUCGCGCCGCUGCUGGGGUGGCACCUGGAGACGGCGAGCGUGGCGUCGGCCUUUGCCGCGCUGCCGUUUGCCGUCAAGGGAGGCGUCAAGUUCCUGCUCGGGUUCCCGUUCGCGUACCACUUCAUCAACGGGCUGAGGCACCUGUGGUUCGAUCUGGGCAAGGGCUUCGCCAAGCCGAGCAUCCAGAGGGCUGAGAUGGCGCUGUGGACGUCGAGUAUUCUGAGUGGACUGUACUUGGCCUUUGGCUUGUGA